AAUGCGUCUACACUAAACACUUGUGCCUGGAUGGAAGGCAGAUACACUUGGAAAUUUAUGACCCUUGUUCACAGCGGGGGAAGCUCUCCCUCGCAGAUGAGCUCCACUGGGCUGAUGGAUUUAUCAUUGUUUACGACAUCAGUGACAGAGCGUCAUUUGCAUUUGCAAAAGCAUUGCUGUACAGGAUCCGAGAGUCUCACAUAGGAGCUUGUAAAAAAAUGGUCGAGUCAUCAGUAUUUUUGGUUGGUAAUAAACAGGAUUUAUGCCACAUCAGAGAAGUUGGCUGGGAUGAAGGACAGAAGCUGGCAAUAGAUAACAAGUGCCAAUUCUGUGAACUGUCUGCAGCAGAACAUUAUCAGGAAGUUGUGGCAAUGUUCACGAAAGUCCUGAGGAAUAUCACCUCAAAUUUCAAAGCGAAGGAAAAGAGACGACCAAGUGGAUCAAAGUCAAUGGCCAAGUUAAUCAACAACAUGUUUGGAAAGAGAAGGAAAUCUGUGUAA
Molecule: messenger RNA, 500 nt
Organism: Leptosomus discolor (cuckoo roller)
Lineage: Eukaryota; Metazoa; Chordata; Aves; Leptosomiformes; Leptosomidae
Source: RefSeq, a predicted model, not a curated record